Molecule: messenger RNA, 2320 nt
Organism: Thermothielavioides terrestris NRRL 8126
Lineage: Eukaryota; Fungi; Ascomycota; Sordariomycetes; Sordariales; Chaetomiaceae
Exons: 5
Coding region: 361-2310 (649 amino acids)
Source: RefSeq, a predicted model, not a curated record
ACGGCACUCAGGGAAGUGUUUGUUGGAGAUUUUGGGGGACAAUGGGAUGGGUGGCGACAGUGGGUGAUGGCGGAUUGCCGACUGGCGCGCGGAGCUGGGGAGCUGGCGAGAAGCAGCAAGCAGGACCUCGUGGGGCAGUGUGCCUGUUGCAUACGGACAGCCUUGUGUGAAGAGGAAGUAAGGACUGCAGCAGUGCUUGAAGUUGACUGUAAUAAUAUUCGGCCUAUCAGGUUCCUGGCCCGUUAGACUGGAUACAUGGUAAAGCUGGGAGGGCCCCGGGCCGUAGUCGCCCAGUGGUCGCCUUGUCUGCCAACCCCAGCAAACGCCCACCCACCGGCGCUCGCGUUCGCAAGAGCAAAAAUGGCCGACGACGAUUCUUCUGAACUGUCUUCGCUUUCUUCUCUGUCGGAGCCGCCUUCCGAGGAUGAAUCCGACAUCCAAUUGGAGGAGCGGCAGGGGAUCCUGAAAUUCUUCCACAAGGUUGACAAGAACCCAGCCUUGGAGCCCAAGGAGAAAAGCCCUCCGCGACCCAAGCGCGAGCCAUCACCGCCGCACGAAUAUGUCUUGGCGGAUAAUCCUGACAUUGCUUUCAUUGUCAUGUUCCGCGCCCGGUUUUCUGAAGCGUUCCCCAAGAGCCUGGCGAAUUUCGGUCCUCAAGAACUCGAGCGCGAUGUUGUCGAGACCGUUCCGGGCGAGCGCGUCGAGCACUUCCUCUGCGCGCUGCUGAGCCUACUCCUGAACCGCAAGCAGGAUGUCAAACCUGGGCAUUACAACCGCGCGCUCGAAGAAGCCAUUCAGACGCACAAGGGGCAGUGGGCGAAGGACUGGGAGAGCCAGAACCCGCUCGCAGGGCAGGCGACGUUUGCCUCGAUGACGCCAGUGCAACGGCUUACGCUGUUGCGUACCCUCGUGCAGUGGACGCUUUCCUCAUCAGACGCGGUCAGGACAAUCAUCAGCCAGCAGUACAAAAACCGGCACGAUGACGACCUCAACAUCCCCCUGAGCGUUCAGCCCUGGGGCAGCGAUGGCGACAAGCGCCGGUAUUUCCUCAUCGAGGGCAACGACGACACCUCGUUCCGCGUGUACAGAGAAAGCAAUCCCGCGGGCCUACAGAGGACGUGGUGGAGCGUGGCGGGCAACAUCGAGGAGCUCAAGGCUCUCAGCGAGAAGCUCGAGACGCAGGACGGCGGGCCGAAGGCGAAGGCUCUUGCCAAGAAGAUCAUGAACAGCAUCCCGCGGUUUGAGGCGACGGAGGAAAAGCGGCGGCGCAGGGAAUACCGCCAGAUGCGCAAGGAGCAGUUCAGACGGCCGGAGCCCGGGUUUUCGCUCUACGAAGGCCGCACUAGAGGCAAGCGCAUAAAGUACACGUACUCCGACGACGAGGCCGACUUCUUCUCGGACUCCACCACUCGCCGUUCAGCCCGCAACACCGGCAACCACACGCCCACCGAGCCCAGGGGCCCUGUUACGACAGCCAGUGGCCGGCAGGUCAGGGCGCCGAACCGGCUGAACGCGGAGAACGCCAGCGACGGGGCACCCAGCGCCAGCGCUAGCGUGCAGGGCGACGCCCAGGACGCGGAGCAGAGACCACUCACCCGCUCGGGCCGCCCUCAGAGGUCUGCGGCCGUGAACCACGGCAUGAACGGUUGGGCCUCGAAGAAACGGAAGAGUGACGAGUACGAGUCGGAGGAGUCCGACGAGGAGGACAGCGAGCCCGACUUCGAAGCUGACGAGGAAGACGAGCACGUCCCCGAAGAGUCGGAGGAGGACGAGGAAGAAUUCGAGGAAGAAGAGCUCAUGGACGAGGACCUAGAGGAAGCCCCCCCGCGCAAGAGCUUGAUAUGCAAGUUCCCGAUCAGGGUCGCCUUUGACGAGAACAACAAGGUGCGGCAGAUCCCCGGGCCGCCCGUCGCGAGCGAGAAACACAAACACCCCAGGGCGGCACAUCAGAACGGGAUCGUCAGCUACGAGGAGUCCGAGUCCGGCGAGACAACCACAACCCCCGAAGAGCCUGUUGUUGCGGAGCCUGAGCCGGAGCCGCCCGCGGCCGAGGUCAUCGCCGUCGCGACGAAGCGGAUGACGCCGCUCGAGCUAGCCGACAGCCAGCCUGGGGCUGGCGUGGGCAAGCAGCAUGAACCUGUGCAGGAGUCGAGCGCCGAUGCAAACCAGCCCCAAGGGACAGACGCCGGCGUGACGGACAGGUCACUCCCGACGCCCUCCAGUGAGCCGUCGGCACCCCCGGCGCUCAGGGGCAGCCCGGAGGCCGCACCAUCUGUCCCGCAGCCUGUCGGUUUUGUCUCCCAGGAGUGAUUAGACAUCU